GUGUAUCGCGUUGUCUGGACACAGCUGACCGCCGUCUGCUAGGAGAAAUAAACCAGGCUAGGCUAGCGGGACAGACAGUUGGCAGUUCAGAGAGAGGGGGUACGGUCGGCGUAGAGACAAGUAGGACCGCGGAGACAGGACCGGAGCGAGUCCUUCUACCGGCAAUGUAGACGCGGAGUGUCGCAGCCAGCUAACGUUAGUGUUGCCCCGACAGACGGGGACCGAUCCCGAUGGCAAAACCGAAGCGACGAUAGAGAAACGGCGACAUCAACAGGAAAGCGUUAGCUUAGUUUCAAUGUUAUUGUUAAUUAAAAGCCACAUAUGGUCACAAUGUCCUGCUCUGGCAACCUGGUUUGGGAUGUAAAUAAACGCUUAAUUGGAUACAGCGAGCCAAACACCAUCAGGACCAACUAUUUAGGCAGAAGAGAAUUUGUCCAGAGGCUUAAACUUGAAACGACACUGAAUGUACAUGAUGGCUGUGUCAACACUAUAUCCUGGAAUGACACAGGGGAAUACAUCCUCUCGGGGUCAGACGAUACCUUUUUGGUUAUCACGAACCCGUACAACAAGAAGGUCAAGAAGUCCAUACGUUCAGGUCAUCGGGCAAAUAUCUUCAGUGCGAAGUUCAUGCCCCACACCAAUGACCAGGAGAUCAUCUCCUGCUCCGGAGAUGGCAUCAUCUACUACACCAACACUGAGAAGAGUCCUGAGUACAACAGACAGUGUCAGUUCACCUGCCAUUAUGGAACAGCUUAUGAGAUUAUGACGGUACCAAAUGACCCCUACACGUUUCUGUCAUGUGGGGAGGACGGCACGGUGCGGUGGUUUGAUCUUCGCACGAAGACGAGCUGCACUAAAGAAGACUGCAAGGAUGACAUCCUGAUAAAUUGUCGAAGAGCAGCAACCUCUAUAUCCAUUUCUCCGCUGGUGCCGUAUUAUCUGGCCGUGGGCUGCUCUGACAGCUCAGUGCGAAUCUACGACAGACGCAUGCUGGGCACCAGAGCGACAGGUAACUACAUGGGCCGGGGGACGACGGGCAUGUGCGUUCGUUUUGUCCCCGCUCACCUGUCCAACAAGUCGUGCAGGGUGACGUCUCUCUGCUACAGCGAGGACGGUCAGGAGGUGCUGGUCAGCUACUCCUCCGAUUACAUCUACCUGUUCGAUCCCAAAGAUGACCAGGCCCGAGAGCUAAAGGGCCCGUCUGAGGAGAGGAGGGAGGAGCUGAGGCAGCCUCCAGUGAAGCGCCUCCGUCUACGAGGUGACUGGUCUGACACUGGACCCCGAGCUCGCCCUGAAAGUGAGAGAGAGAGAGACGGGGAACAGAGCCCAAAUGUCUCUCUGAUGCAGCGGAUGUCAGACAUGUUGUCUCGUUGGUUCGAGGAGGCCAGCGAGGCUCAGAGCAGCAGAGGAACCCGACCACAGACACGACCCAGAGGAACAGCCGUCCGUCCAGAGGGUGCGUCAAGUACUCCAGCUGCCCCUGCAAGAGACUCCAGUCAGGAGUCCAGUGCCCCUGAGAGGCCUGUGGGGACAGACACUCCAGAGGUACCUGUCGGUCUUGCCGCCGCCGCCAGCCCCACGCCUAAAUCCGCUUCCUCUUCCUCCUCAGGGUCAUCAUCAACAGUCACCGCCCCUCCUCCUUCUAGCUCUUCAUCGGUAGAGAGUUCGGCCCCUUCCUCCUCCCCCCUGAGCUCCACCCCUGACUCAGAACAGAGGAGUCAGGCCGACACGACUGCAAGCUCCACGCCGACUGCCACGCACACCACCGAACCAGCACUCUCAGAGUACGGUCCUCACCGGCUGCCCAUAAGUUUAGUGUGUAGGCGUUUGCAGAGGUUACUUCGGCUGGCCGACCCCCCGGGACAGGGUCAGCGAGCGGCCCGUUCUUCUUCCUCCGCAGCCCCUGAGAGACAGUCACAAAGAGCUGCUACCUCUGCUGCUGCUGCUGAGACGCAACCCCGUACAGAUUCCCCCUCGUCUGUGGUAAACAAACAGCUGGGAUCCAUGACUCUUGAUGAACAGCAGGGAGCAGAAGCUGCAGGUUCACUUCCUGAUGAAUCUGUAUCUGCACCAGCCACCAGCAGUGCUCCCACCUCCACCACCUUGACCGGCACCAGUCGACCCAGUGCAGCGGAGCCGGUCCUCAGCCUACACUACAGCUCAGAGGGAACCACCACCAGCACCAUCAAGCUGGACUUCACUGAUGAGUGGAGCAGCACAUCCAGCUCUAUGGGCGGCGGAGCUCCCAAAACAUCUGAGGCCGUGGCCGCACAGAGCAGAGUGAGUCUGUCGACGGAGAGCUCAGUUUCGGAGCAAGCCCCCUCUGAGUCCCCUAGGCAGCAGAGUUUGCUUGGGGCCUCGGCAGAGCCCCCGUGUAAUGCCUCCUGCUCCUCCGGUGCUCUCGGCAGCUCGUCAGCUCCAGCCCUGGCAGAGGGCUCCUCUCCGGGGGACAGCAUGGCGUCCUCAACGCUGGAGAGGAGUCAGGCGGAGGGUACGGAGGACACAUCAGGAGGUUGCAGAAGAGCGGAGCCCACAGUGGAGGGCCCUCUCCACUGUGGGAGAGGGCCACAGUUGAGAGGACCUCUCCCGGCAGAGUGGGAGGGCCAGAGCCAGCCUGCACGGGGCAACCAGGACUCUGAUGACAGCGAUGACGACCCGAUCCUCAUCCCAUCAGCAAGGGUCAGAGGACAGGGACAGAGAUUUAAUACCAGAGGAUCUGCAGUAGGAGAUAGGAUGAUCAGACGCUCAGCAGCAGCUCGUAUCCAGGAGCUGUUUCGCAGAAGGAAAGAAAGAAGGGAGAUGGAGGAGAGCGAGACCCAGAAUAUCAGGAGACCCUCGGUCAAAAUGGUCUACAAGGGCCACCGCAACUCCAGGACAAUGAUCAAGGAGUCGUGUUUCUGGGGCAACAACUUUGUGAUGAGCGGCUCAGACUGCGGCCACAUCUUCAUCUGGGACAGACACACCGCAGAGCACCUCAUGCUGCUCGAAGCCGACAACCACGUGGUCAACUGCCUGCAGCCACACCCCUACGACCCCAUUCUGGCUUCUUCAGGGAUCGACUAUGAUAUCAAGAUUUGGUCGCCGCUGGAAGAGUCGCCAUCUUUCAACAGAGUCCUUGCUGAUGAGGUAAUAACUCGGAAUGAGCUGAUGCUAGAGGAAACGAGAAACACAAUCACAGUUCCAGCCUCUUUCAUGCUCCGAAUGUUGGCCUCCCUUAAUCACAUCAGAUCAGAUCGACUAGAAGGCGAUCGCUCUGAAGGUUCGGGCCAGGAAAAUGAUGACGAGCAGUAGCCCCCUGGCAUUUUAUGCUAAAGAAAACACUCUUUCUUCUUGCUGUAUAGCACUUGGAAAAAACCUGAGAUUUGUACAAGUACAGUGUAGAAUACUUCCUUUUGAAAAUUAGUAUAAUUUCUAGCCCCCAUGUGUUUUUUAAGAUAACUUUCUUACUGAUGUUUCUGUAUGAGUAUAAACUACAUCUGUGUGAAUGCAAAAGGACGUCAGUAUGCGUGUGUAUAUAUAUACAUACAUAUAUAUAAUAUAUAUAUAUGUAUGUAUACAUAUAUAUAUAUAUAUUUAUAUAUAUAAAGUGUGAGAAUAAUGUCAGCUGGCGUGCAAGGAUGUUAAGUGCAAUAUUAUUUUGUUAGGAGAGAGUGAGCUUCGAUCAGUGUUAACGUGUGACAUUUUGAAUUUGUAGCACAAAGCUAAGAAAUGUUGAUGUGCUGCUCCGGCAGUAACGCAUGUGAACGAGGACUUUAAGUAAAACAAACUUGGAGAUUGCUUUAAUUUUGUUGUUGAAGAGAAAAAAAGAAACAGAGCUGAGGUUCUUCCCCUCAAAGGGUCACGUCACUAAAUUAUAAUCUUUUACAGUAUUUGGAAAAAAUAAAAAUAAAGCUAAAUGGCAUCUCCAAGAUGUCUGCACCUGUCUGGAAGAUAAAAGCUAAUGCUGACUGUUCAGUGCUCAAACAGAUACAUUUAAAUUAUUUCAAGAAAAAAAACAACAGUCUCUACUUUGCACACCGAUUGCUUACAGGGUUAACUGCAGGUAUUCAGAGAUACCAAAGCAUUUGAAAACACAGUAUACAACAAAACUGAGUACAGCCCUGGUCAUUAUCACUCACGUUAAUUAAUCAAAAAUCCUCAACAUUUAUUCCAGUUGUAUUUGUUUUUAGUCAAAGCCCAGGAAGAAUGAGGUCAAUUAAUUUGAAAACAGAAAUGAUCGACCAAUUGAGUUAUGACAGGCCAGGGAUGACACCAGUCUUGCACAAAUCUGUUGAGAGAUGUUCUGCAGUUCUUCACAAGUGAUUCUUUUCAGCAGCUCUUUGCCGGAGGGUUUUGUUGCUCUACCUUCCGCUUUAAGAAUACUCCAAGGGUUUUCUGUUGGAUUCAAGUCAGGGGACAUACUUGUCCAGGUAAUAGUGUGUUUUGGAUCUUUGUCAUGUUGGGAAAUUCCUCUCCUGCCAAGCUUCUUGAGACUGGUAGUCAUCUCUUCAUUCAGUAUCUGGGUACAGAAACCUGCAUUCAUAGUGCCAUCUCACCCACACCUGUUGUGCUCAUGCAGCCCCACAUCAGCACACUCCCGACUCCCAUGUUUCCGGGUCGGCACUGUGCGGUCAGUGUGGCGGUCCUGGCCAAGUCCCCGCCAAACACGCCGGACCCCAUCUGAUCCAAACGAACCUAUUUUUGUUUUCAUCUGACCAAAGGAUGUGCUGAUAAUAUUCAUUAGACUUUAUUUCAUGUUCUUUGGCAAAGUUUAAUCUUGCAGUUCUUUCUUGCACGCUGUCCAUAGAGGUUGGCUUCACGCAAUGUCCUUGUCACCGUCUGAAGCACUUACCUGUCUGUUUUUUUUCAAUGAAAGGUUGUGCAAACAGCAACUUGUGCCACUGUUGCAGCUGUGUUUCAUGUUGUGUUCAGUAGCCCGCUGAUGCUCUUAUACUCUGUGCCAUCUUUGUGAAGUCUCACAAUCUGGUUUCUCACUUGUUCAGGCAGCUCCUCACCGUUUGGAGCCAUGUUGCAUUAGACACGACCCACGUUAAAACCGAGAAAACUGUGGCGUUCACAGGUUCCUUUUAUAAACUUGUUCAUGCAAUUAAUCUUAAUUAGUCUUGGCUACAUCACAGGUUUACUAACUUUUGUUGCUUUGUGGUGUUACUUUGGGGCCCGUAGUUGAUUUUCUAUCUAAUCCGUUUGUUUUUAAUUAUACAUCCAAUCAAAUACCCUACACUUCAGCUUAAAGACCCUAAGAUUAUUGUACGAUAGCACAGUUUUGAGUCAUCUAAGUCUUUAGUGAUAUUGCACAGGGGUGUACUCAGUUUUGUUGUAUACCUACAUCGAUAAAGACAAAUAUAAGAGACAGAAGCAGUUAAGUUUGCUUCAUCUUCGUGCUUCAUGCUUCGUCAUUUUCACAACUUUUUUUUGUUCUUGUGCAACAGAUGUAAUUUUUUUUCCCAUCCAGAUGGUUAGGCAACUCUUUUAGGACUCUGGAAAUUAACUGAAUUAGAAUUGUACUCCUAUAAAAUCGAUGGACUAGCCUAAAGCAGAGAUGAGAAGCAGGCCACAGAGGUCUGGUAAGCUCAUUUCUAACACCACACCUCCUGAUAUUCUUUUUUUAUUUUUAAACGUUAAGUCUUCGCCUUAAUUUGUCAGAAUUUUGACAAGGGGAGAAGUUCAGCACAAGCAAAAACAGCCAACACAUGUAAACAGACUUUGAUGGGUAAAAUCAGUGGAGUUCCAUCUUUUAAAACAGCAGUAACUCUUGUUGAACAAACUUCAUUUUUUUUUUUUUUCUCCAACGAUUGCUCUGUAUUUAUUUUUCAGAAAAUCGGAUGCUUAGCUCUAUGACUUGCAUGUAAUGGUGACACAUGGGAGGCGCACACUGGGGCUAGACAGAUACUAAGUGAAACAGCAAGAACCCCAUUUUUGUGUGCAGGAUUACGUGGCUGUCAUUUUGGUAGCUGUUCGUAAAGACGCUAACGUUGCUUUCUGCAGUGUUCAUCAAACUGAAUUUAAGACUUUUUAAGACUCUUCACAGUACCACAUAGAAUUCAAUAAAAAAAAACAAAAACCUUUUUGAUGGUCAUACCGGUCAAAGAAUGAUGGAAAAUAAUAAGGCCUACAAUUAUUUAUUAAAUACAUUAAUCUUUGACAUUUGUAUCACAUUUUGUCUGUACUUCCCAGCUGUAUAUAAAAAAUAAUUCCCAGUAAUAUAAUUAACAUUACCUGCACCAUGUUAGUGCCAGAAAAUUGGAUGGAUUAAGCAAUUAAAAAAAAUAAUUUAUCUAUGUUUAAAAUACUUUCCCAUUGAGUCCUACCUUCUGCUAGUCGUAACAACAGUGUUUGUGCUGACUGAAGUUCAAGAACAAAGGAUUAAACAAAUUAAACUUGAAUUUUAUAGGAGGUACAAGAUCUUCCGAUUGCCCACAACCACACACAAACAAUUAUAACUAAUGUUACUCUUCACAACAGGCCAGAAAAAAAUAUUCAAGAUCUUUGAAAAUUAAUUCUAAGACGUUUUAUUAACUUCUAAGGCCUUUUGAGGCAACUGAAUUCAGUGCUUUAAGAUUUGUCAGGACCUGCAGACACCCUGUUAACCUUCUCAAAUCACAGCAGCACAUAAAACGGACAAGUUUAUGUAAAAAAAAAAAAAAAAAAAA
Molecule: messenger RNA, 6650 nt
Organism: Xiphias gladius (swordfish)
Lineage: Eukaryota; Metazoa; Chordata; Actinopteri; Istiophoriformes; Xiphiidae
Gene: dcaf6
Product: ddb1 and cul4 associated factor 6
Exons: 21
Coding region: 322-3291 (989 amino acids)
Biological process (GO): positive regulation of transcription by RNA polymerase II
Cellular component (GO): Cul4-RING E3 ubiquitin ligase complex; cytoplasm
Molecular function (GO): protein binding
Source: RefSeq, a predicted model, not a curated record